Molecule: messenger RNA, 2969 nt
Organism: Neogale vison (American mink)
Lineage: Eukaryota; Metazoa; Chordata; Mammalia; Carnivora; Mustelidae
Gene: TTYH1
Product: tweety family member 1
Exons: 10
Coding region: 1-1425 (474 amino acids)
Cellular component (GO): plasma membrane; smooth endoplasmic reticulum membrane
Molecular function (GO): intracellularly calcium-gated chloride channel activity; volume-sensitive chloride channel activity
Source: RefSeq, a predicted model, not a curated record
AUGGGGGCGCCCCCAGGCUACCGACCCUCCGCUUGGGUGCAUCUGCUUCACCAGCUGCCCCGCGCCGACUUCCAGCUCCGCCCGGUACCCAGCGGUUUCGCGCCCCAAGAGCAAGAAUACCAGCAGGCCCUGUUGCUGGUGGCAGCCUUGGCAGGCCUGGGCUUGGGCCUGAGCCUCAUUUUCAUUGCUGUCUACCUCAUCCGCUUCUGCUGCUGCCGGCCCCCAGAGCCCCCCGGGGCCAAAAGCCCCCCACCUGGGGGAGGCUGUGUCACCUGGAGCUGCAUCGCUGCCCUUCUCGUCGGCUGCGCCGGCAUUGGCAUCGGUUUCUAUGGCAACAGCGAGACCAGUGAUGGGGUGUCCCAGCUCAGCUCGGCACUGCUGCAUGCCAACCAUACGCUCAGCGCCAUAGACCACCUGGUGUCAGAGACGGUGGAGAGGCUGGGUGAGGCCGUGAGGACAGAGUUGACCACCCUGGAGGAAGUGCUGGCUCAGCGUACGGAACUGGUGGCUGCCGCCCGCGGGGCUCGGCGGCAGGCAGAGGCAGUGGCCCAGCAGCUCCAGGAGCUGGCCUUCUGGAGGGGAGUGCCCUUGAGCCCCCUGCAAGUGGCUGAAGAUGUGUCCUUUGUGGAGGAGUACAGGUGGCUGGCCUAUGUUCUCCUGCUGCUCCUGGAGCUGCUGGUCUGUCUCUUCACCCUUCUGGGCCUGGCAAAGCAGAGCAAGUGGCUGGUGAUCGUGAUGACAGUGAUGAGUCUCCUGGUUCUUGUCCUGAGUUGGGGCUCCAUGGGGCUGGAGGCAGCUACAGCUGUGGGCCUCAGUGACUUCUGCUCCAGUCCUGACACCUACAUCCUGAACCUGACCCAGGAGGAAACUGGGCUCAGUUCAGACAUCCUGAGCUAUUACUUCCUCUGCAACCAGGCGGUCUCCAACCCCUUUCAGCAGAGGCUGACUCUGUCGCAGCGAGCUCUGGCCAACAUCCACUCCCAGCUGCAGGGCCUCGAGCGGGAAGCUGUCCCCCAGUUCCCUUCUGCGCAGAAGCCUCUGCUGUCCUUGGAGGAGACGCUGAAUGUGACGGAAGGAAACUUCCACCAGCUGGUGGCGCUGCUGCACUGCCGCGGCCUGCACAAGGUGCGCCCCGUCCCCCAAAUUCUUCCAGGGAGCCCGAGACAUCCCUGCGCUUCUCUCACCUGCCAUAGAGCUGAUCUCUACCGCCCCGCCACCCCCGUCUGUCCGUCUGUCAUCACCUUCGCUCGCUCCGCCAGCCCUCUCUCAUAUGCUCCUUCCCCGCCCCAUCCUGCUGCCACCCACCUCCUUCCCCCUCCCCCCCUCCCCCAAUCGUCUCUCUCCUGGAGCCCUGGCAGCUUCGUGAAUUCUGGGGCCCGACAGCCUGGGCUCCUCACCUCCGGCUCAGGGGCCACAGUCUGUUAGAGUGACUCACUGAGCCCGGCUUUACUAGAUGCGGCACAGGUGGGACACAUCUGAGCCCUCGGUUUGUCAUGCCCUCUGAAGGAAAUGCUGUCAUCACGGCACCGCAUGCACCAUGACGUGCCUGUGAGCCUCCACUGCCAGGCAGUCAUCCAGGGUCAUCCCUUGGCUUCCUCACCCCAACCCCAUUCCCAGGGCCUGCUGCCCCCCAGGCCUAGUCUUCCCCCCAGGGGAGCACCCAUGCCUCAUCCCCCCUCUAGUCUGUCCUCCCAGUGGCUCUCCAACAGGACUGCCAGAUUUAGCAAACAACAAAUAUCUCUUUCCUGUAGGUAGGUCCCACGCCAUAGUGGGGACAUGUUUGUACUAAAUAUUUUUUGUGGUUGGGCAUCCUGCCUUUGAUCUGGCGACUGCAUCAGAGGGAUCCAUCUGUCCCACAGCACCGACCUGACCUGGCCCUUGCUGGGAUCCGCACCCCUUCCACAGCUCCCACUGUCCCCAGAGCGUCUCAGAUUGGCACUGCAGCACAGGGGCAGUGGCCGUGAGGGAGGGGCAAGGAAUCAACACUCAGAAUUGCUGAGUACCUGAGCUGCAGGACUCCAGAAGGCAACCCUGCUCUUUCGUUCAAGGGUAAACUGAGGCCCACAAAUUUCUCUCCAGUCCAGGCUGACCCUGGUCUGGAUCGCACUUCCCAAGGUUCACUGUGGACAGAGGGAAGGGAGGGAGGGUGGAGAGUGGGUCAGUCUCACCCUACUUGUGCACCGCGUGACUCGGGGCCCCUGUUUCCCCUCUCUGGGCUUCAGCGUUCCCACAUAAUACAUCCAGGAUUGAGGGACAUCAGGGAUAAAGUGGCGGGAAGGUGUCUCUGGAGCCUGACAGAUUUGGCUCUAAUCCAGCUCUACCCCUUCCAGGUUGUGUGACUCUGGGCAAGUGGCUUGCCCUCUCUGGGCUUCAACUUUCUGCCCACGAAAGGCAGCAAUGUGAGGGGGCCCAGAUCUCUGUCUUGCAGGGCUAGGAGGAGCAUGAAAGGACAUGGUCUAGGUGCCUGAAACAGUAAAAAGAGAAUGCGUCAUUGCUCUGACUUGGGUCCCAUGCCCCUGGCUUGGGUUUCACUGGCAUAGUACCAGACACAGCUUCCACCCCCCUUCCCCACCCAGGGGCUCAAGAUGGAAACCUAGGAUCAUCCUUUUUGCCGUCUGUCCCCACCUCCCACACCCACUCCCCAGGCAAGCUCUGCCACCUGAAGCCCAUCUGGACACGGAGCACGGCUCCCUCCGCCACUGCUGCUACCCUGGUCACCCUCCUCACCUCCUACCCAGGAGCCACAGAGCAUUUUCCCUGUCCCCCUGCUUCCCUCCCCCCCCAUCUGUCCUCCCCCACAGCCAGCAGCUGGGUGAGCCUCUCUCCCACAAUCCGAUCAAAUUCUUUCUCCACUAAAACCCUCCAGUGACUCCCCUGCUCACGGAUUAAAGUCUGGCUCCUGGCCGUCACCUGCAAGCCCCACCCCCAAGACCCUCCCGGGCUGGUCCCAGGCUCAGGCCCUUGCACCA